AUGCCUGGAGGACGAGGGGCGAAGAAGAGUGGACGCGGUGACGGAGGACGCGGUGAGGCGUCACGUCAGUCGCGUCGUGUUCAAGGUAUGGAGCCUGAGGAGCACACGGACCUGGAAACAGUCGUCCGCGACGCUCGGAAGGCGAAGAAGGCUGCUCGCGAGAGCGAGGGAGUGCAAGAUGGGGACGUCGAGGCGUCUGCAGUUCAAGAUCAGCCUGCUGCUGGGUCGCAAACUCAGGAGGAAGAAGUUUCCUUUGAGUUCCAAGGUUCGACGGAGGCGAUUUCUGGGUCGCGGAUUCCUGAAGUCCGAGAGGAUCACACCCGCGAGGGUGGUGCUCAGGCGUCUGAGGGAGGCGCCAAUGCGGUUGAGCCCCCGGAGGUGAUUGACUUGGCCUCAUCUUCGGACGAGUCUGUUGUGGAAGUGAAGCCGGAGCCCGUGCGAGCGAAGGAAGAGGCGAAGACCCAGAGUUCCAAGGCGAAUUCUGGGUUCGCACCACCUGAACCCAGAGUUUCAGCGCCAAGUUCGCAAGCGGCACCCAGGAAGACGCCUGAAAGCGACAUCCGGGAACCUGCUGCGCCUGCUCCGGAAUCGGGAGCAGCGGCGUUGGACACUGAUAGCAUGGUGCUGUACGUCCGACGUGAAGUUCGACGCUGGGAAGAGGUGAACCCUGGGAGAGUGACGCCCCCGAGUGUCGUCUACGAGUGGCCGACUCCGAAACCGGACGCUAACUCGUACUUCGCGGCCGCGUACGCAACGGGAGACUACUUCAAGUGGCGUUUGUCUCUUGCGAAUCAAGAUGAAGCCUGGAUCUCUGAGUUCCAUCUCGCCCGGUGGGGCGUCGGAACUGCCCAGGAUCUCAUGGCGACUACGAUUCCCCAGAAUAUCAUGACCGCACGCGAAUGCGUCGCCAUUCGGCAGACUCUGUUCUUCGAAGCUGGUUUCGAGUUUGUCAACUUGGGCCCUGGCUGGUCUACAACGCGUGCUUCCAGGAUUCCAGAAAGUCUG
Molecule: messenger RNA, 1005 nt
Organism: Phytophthora sojae
Lineage: Eukaryota; Oomycota; Peronosporomycetes; Peronosporales; Peronosporaceae
Exons: 1
Source: RefSeq, a predicted model, not a curated record